Messenger RNA from Loxodonta africana (African savanna elephant), 784 nucleotides. RefSeq names its product chromosome 3 C1orf50 homolog (gene C3H1orf50). The record is from RefSeq and is a predicted model, not a curated record. The coding region runs from base 59 to 649 and encodes 196 amino acids. The transcript is spliced from 5 exons. NCBI's taxonomy places the organism in Eukaryota, Metazoa, Chordata, Mammalia, Proboscidea, Elephantidae.
UAUGCGCAUGCUCUUUCGACUUUCACAGCCCCCCUGGUAGAGAAGAGAAGACGUCGUCAUGGCGGCAGCUGCGACGCCGGUGCGGACUCAAGGAGUCGCUGAAAAUCAAGGGGUUGAGUCCGCGACAGGAGCCCUGGUGGAGCUCACCCCGACCCCCGGCGGCCUGGCCCUGGUGAGCCCUUACCACACCCACCGGGCCGGGGACCCCUUAGACCUCGUGGCGCUCGCACAGCAGGUGCAGAAGGCUGAUGAAUUCAUCCGAGCAAAUGCCACCAAUAAGCUGACAGUCAUAGCUGAGCAAAUCCAACAUUUGCAAGAACAGGCCAGGAAGAUACUGGAAGAUGCUCGCAGAGAUGCCGAUUUGCACCAUGUAGCUUGUAAUAUCGUGAAAAAACCUGGCAACAUUUACUACCUUUAUAAACGAGAGAGUGGUCAGCAGUAUUUUUCCAUCAUUUCCCCAAAGGAAUGGGGGACAAGUUGUCCACACGAAUUCCUUGGUGCCUACAAGCUACAGCAUGACUUGUCCUGGACACCGUAUGAGGACAUUGAGAAGCAAGAUGCUAAAAUCAGCAUAGUGGACAAGUUGCUAAGCCAGCCAGUGGCCCUGCCUCCAUGCACUGAACCCAACUUCCAGGGACUGACUCACUGAGAGUGGACUCUGACUAACAGCUCUCAGGUCAUGGAACUGACUGUCGCCUCCUUGUUGCCCCCAUUCUUUGCCUCAGUGGGACGCAUCAUGAGAGUUGAGGGGAUGUAGGUGAAUCAUGAACUUCAUGGAAAGAGA